GUAUGGUGAGGUGUUCUACUUAGCUUUUAUCUAUGGAGUUUGGAUCUUCAUUUGGGAGGUGCUUCAAGGCAGCAAAACCUCAUCUACUUAUCUCUACAAGCUCUAAGAACACCAAUAUCAUCACGUUGAGUAGUAGAAAUCAGAGAGUCUCAUUCAGAGUCUCUGCUGUUUCGUAUAAGGAAUUCGCCGAGUCUGCUCUGGAAGAAACCAGGAAGAGGGUUCUUCUUGAACCUUCACCUCUCCAGGAAAGGUAUAGUAGCAUGACAGGACAUGAUGGGAAAACUCAACUUCAAAUACUUGCUUUGAAAUUUCCAAAGAUUAGACUCUUGCGGAGCAUGGCCAUCGAAAACGAGACCAUGCAGGUAUUUGACUUUGCUGGUUUCAUGAAGCCAGAGUAUGAUACGCCCAUAUUCUGUGCUAACUUCUUCACAUCUGCCAACAUGAACAUAGUUGUCUUGGAUCUAAACCCUUUGCAUCAAUUGACUGACCAUACGAAUUACCGAGACAAGUAUUACAAAAACAUUAUGUCCAUAUAUCACAAAUAUGCUGAGAUUUUCCCAUGGGGAGGAAAACUGACCGGUGAAUCCAUAAAGUUCUUUUCGCCUUUGGUGAUGUGGACCAGGUUUUCUUCUAGCCAAGAAAAACAUAACGCUUUGUUCUCUGCCUUCCUUGAAUACUAUCAGGUAUGGCUUGAGAUGACAAUCCAAGUGAAAGAGGAGAUGGAGCCAUCUCAGGUGAGAGCCAACCGUGAAGCACAGCACAAAUACCUGACUUGGCGAGCACAAAAGGAUCCUGGACAUGCUCUUCUUAGGAAACUGCUUGGUGAAGCAAAGGCAAAGGCGUUGCUGAGAGAGUUCCUGUUCAAUGGAGUGGAUGAGUUGGGCACAAAAACAUUCAUUGAUUACUUUCCAGAGUACGAGACAGAAGGUGGAACUGUGAGUGAUAAACGAAGCAUCAUUGGCAAGUCUUUUGAAACUCGGCCUUGGGAUUCAAAUGGACAAUUCAUUGGCUGAACUGCUCCUCUAGGUACUUAUUCCAUGGUUUUAUGUGAACAAGAAGUUUGAUUUCAGUUUGUGGCAUCAAGAAGUCAUCAACACAAGAUGAAACUGAGCUAGAGGAAGUGAGAAUAAAAGAGCAGCAUAAAGAGUCUCUCAGGUCUCUGCGUUAUACAUACUUAGGCAUCUCCUCCGGGUUAUUGCUUUGAGUUACCAACACUGGUUAGUGUAGUUAUUAACAUUACAUGUUGCAAACACCGUUGUUAAAGGCUUAAAGCAUUUGUAAUCUACUGAUUAGGGAGGAUUGGUUAUAAAGGUUAGCGAGCUAGCUGACUUCUAAGAACA
Molecule: messenger RNA, 1340 nt
Organism: Brassica rapa (field mustard)
Lineage: Eukaryota; Viridiplantae; Streptophyta; Magnoliopsida; Brassicales; Brassicaceae
Product: phytochromobilin:ferredoxin oxidoreductase, chloroplastic
Biological process (GO): phytochromobilin biosynthetic process
Molecular function (GO): phytochromobilin:ferredoxin oxidoreductase activity; cobalt ion binding
Source: RefSeq, a predicted model, not a curated record